AUGGCCUCCACGAACUCUCCGAAUACACUCUCCGCAGACAACCUCGCGGGCCUGCCCCCCAUCCUGACAGAUGCCACUGUCAAGCCGUCGCCCAGCGCCAAAGACCGGUUAUCCACAUACUCGAAUGUCUCUUUCGCGUCCCAACAUCGCUCGCGGCCGGGCUCCCACGUGUUCCCGAUCUUCCAUUCCAGUUUGCCGUAUGCUCUUGUCCGAGACUUUGCCUACCCGUCCAUCCAUCCACUGCACUAUGGCCCGCCUCCCUUGGCCUCCGGGGGUUCCACACCAGCUAGCGAGUACCGUCGUUUGUCAGAUCUGCCGGGCUCGUGGGAUACCGCGCGGGGCCCCUGGGCUUCUGGCCCAUGGAGCAACGAGACCAGCCAAAACCCUGGCCCGGGCCCGGUUCAGGGCCAUCAACAAUUGCCAGCCAUGUCAUUCGGAGACGGUCCCCCGUACAGUGAAGAUGAAGAUUUGCAUAGUCCAGUGGUGACAACGGCGCGCCAGCGGAAAAGGUCCACUGGUACCGAUUUUAAUGGUAUGGAUGAACACAUGGCCGAGGCUGCAGAUCGCGGCAUGUUCAUUAGCACAAACCCUGAUGGUAGUGAGACAUAUUACGUCAAUGGUGAUGAUGCAAUGGAGGAUGGACCAGGUGGAGAAUAUGUCACAUACCCGAUCAACGAAGGGCGGUAUUCUCAUUACGAUACCCAGCAUGGCCAUGCACCCGACGCCGGAUUCGAGUCGAACGAUAACGGAGACCGGUACGCGAAUGAUUAUCAAUUCGCCGUUGGCUGUCCGGACGAAGAAAUGCACGGAAAGGCCGUUGCUCUCUUUGAUUUCGCCCGCGAACACGAGAAUGAGCUGCCCCUCACUGAGGGCCAGGUGAUCUACGUUUCCUACCGACAUGGCCAUGGCUGGUUAGUUGCCGAGGACCCAAAGACUGGAGAGAACGGUCUUGUCCCCGAGGAAUUUGUGAGGCUUCUUCGCGAUAUUGAAGGGGGCUUGACCUCGUUGAACGGGGAGCCUACCUUAGACUCGAUAGAAAGCCCCUCGGUCGACAUGAGCGAGGAUGAUCGCACUUCGACACCUACGCAAAGUGAUCCAAAAGACGCAAAUGGCGACACCACGAUGAGUCACUCCGAAGGCAUGAACGAGUCCAGUCAGGCCACUGGUGGUCCUGGUGCCCGCGCCAGUAUGAUUUCAAAGACCUGA
Penicillium longicatenatum is the source of this 1206-nucleotide messenger RNA. RefSeq names its product adaptor protein NBP2. Bases 1 to 1206 code for a protein of 401 amino acids. Gene Ontology annotation, molecular function: protein binding. The record is from RefSeq and is a predicted model, not a curated record. The transcript has a single exon. NCBI's taxonomy places the organism in Eukaryota, Fungi, Ascomycota, Eurotiomycetes, Eurotiales, Aspergillaceae.